Messenger RNA from Apiotrichum porosum, 4953 nucleotides. It is a transcript of the gene KEL2, whose product is annotated as Negative regulator of mitotic exit. Lineage: Eukaryota; Fungi; Basidiomycota; Tremellomycetes; Trichosporonales; Trichosporonaceae. The record is from RefSeq and is a predicted model, not a curated record. Bases 1 to 4953 code for a protein of 1650 amino acids. Gene Ontology annotation, molecular function: protein binding. The transcript is spliced from 3 exons.
AUGGCAAUCUUUAAGAAGAAGGCCAACAAGGAGCAGCAGGCCGCUCAGCAGCGCGAGCAAGGCGCUCGCUCGCCUACCAACUCGCCCCCGGUCCAGACGCCGCCAUCCAUGGGUGCAGCAAUGCAGUCGAUGCAGGCGAUGGGCCAACAGGCAAUGGGACAGCCCGCACCCAUGGGUCAGCGCGACGUGUCUGGCUCGUACGCGCCUCCCAAUCCCAACGUCAACACUCGCAGGAUGACUGCCCAGAUGCCGUUCCCGCAGCCCGACCGUACCCAGAUGACCUCCCCGACUGGACGCAUGUCGCCCGUCACUGUUGGCGGUCCCAACGCCGGGUUCCCUGUCGGCAUGGGCCUGCCAUCUACCAUGCAGAACGGCCCCUCUCCGCUCGCGUCCCAGACCGCCGGCCCUCCUCCUCCUGGCGCCCAGCCCGCUGCUGCCCCUCCAGCGGCCGCAGGAGGCGGCAACUCGUCGUACCCAUGGUCGCUGCGCCAGCUCCGCCUGUACCAGCCGCCAACGGUCCCUCCUACGGCCCCAAUGACCCCCUUCCCCCGCUACGGGUUCAGCGUGCCGCCCUACCCUUCUCACUCGGGCCACGUCCUGCUCUUUGGUGGUCUUGUCCGUGACCGCGCGCACAAUGACCUGUGGAGCCUCGACAUUCACAGCAACGCGCUCCAGUUGGUCAAGACUCGCGGCGACGCGCCCGUGCCGCGUAUUGGCCACGUGAGCGCCAUUGCCGACCGUAUCAUGCUCGUGUUUGGCGGCGACACCAAGGUCAACGAGGACGACCACCAGGACGACAGCCUUUACAUUCUCGACUUGCGCACACAAGAAUGGACCAAGGUCCCCGUGUUGGCUGGCCCGAGCGGGCGAUACGGCCACGCCGCGUGCAUGUUUGGCGGUUCCUUUUACGUCCACGGCGGUCACGUCGACGGCCGCAACCUCGAUGACCUGUGGUCGUUUGACCUGCGCCAGCUCGGCCAAGGUCCCGGUCCUUACAAGUGGGAGCGCGUCAACUAUGCGACCCCGGCUCCGCUCGCGCGUACCGGCCACACCCUCGUCCCCACCCGCGACAAGCUCUACCUCUUUGGCGGUACCGACGGUGACUACCACUACAACGACUCGUGGUCGUUUGACAUGGCCACUGGCGCCUGGACCGAGCUCGAGUGUAUCGGCUACAUUCCCAUUCCUCGCGAGGGCCAUGCGGCAGCCAUUGUCGACGACGUCGUGUACGUCUUUGGUGGCCGUGACGUUCACGGCAAGGACCUCGGCGACCUGGCCGCAUUCCGGAUCUCCAACCAACGCUGGUACAUGUUCCAAAACAUGGGUCCGUCCCCCAUGGCCAAGUCGGGCCACAGCCUGUGUGCGGCGCACGGAAAGGUGUUUGUCAUUGGUGGCGAGUCCAACCUCUCGCCCCAGGUCCCGCGCGACGACCCCAACGUUAUCCACGUCCUUGACACCACCAAGAUCAAGUACCCCAGCGACAACCAGCCUCCACGUGCACAGCAGCAGCUGCCGGUUGGAGCUCCGCCGCCCCCGCAGCAGCAGCAGCAGCAACAGCAACAGGGCCGUCCCAGGACGACGUCUGACGCCACAGACCGCAGGCCGACGAACGCUCUCAACGCUGGUCCGUACCAGCAGAACAACGCUAGCGGGCCCCUCGGACCCUCGAGCGCUCAGGCCGCGUACAUGGCCUCGCAGUCGCACGACGCUUUGGCCAGGUCAAUGUCCCCGCCUGCAAUUGUCACGACCGAGCCUCGUCCUCUGGUCGUGGCAAACGAGACGGAUGCUCAGUCGCGGGCUACCCACUCCGAGUCGCACGACACGGCCCACACUGGUAUCAGUGCGGCUCGUCUCAACGGCGUGCCGCCUCAGCGUCCCAAGCGUGAGGGCGAUGACGAGUACCGCCGCGCCAUGUCGCCCAACACGCCUGCCAUGAUGAACGGCAACGGCAACAGCAAUGGCAACAGCAACGGCCACAGCAACGGCAACGGCACCGAGUCGUCGAGCCCCGUCACCGACCGCAUAGUUACGCCCAACGACACGAGCCGCGGCAGCACGUCUCCUCCUGCCACUGCCACUAGCCACACGAUCCACCCGAAUGUCCGCAACUCGCGCAGCCCACCGCCGCAGCUCCGCAUUGGCGAGAAUGGCGACUCGCGCCCGGCUCUUCCUCCCGACGCAUUCUACUUUGGUGGCAAGUCGCCAGGUGGCGGCGGUGGCAGCCGUCCCACGUCCGUGAACCUUGGCCGUCCAGGGUCCAUGCUUGGCCGUCCCGGUUCGAUCGUGGGCAACAGGCCCGGGUCCAUGGCCGGGACCGCCGACUUGUUGCGAGAGCUCAAGGCGCGCGAGACCGAGGCGGACAAUGCCAAGCGUCGCGAGGCCGCGCUCCGCGUCAUCCUCAGCCGUGCCAUUGACCAGGGCUUUGUCGCCGAGGACGAAACCGCCGCCGACAUUCCUCCUCCCAACCUUGCCGGCGAGUCGGAGGUUGUCCAGCAGCUGGCCAUGGCUCUUGUCCAGAUGAAGACGGAAAAGGCCAACCUGCAAAACGACGUCGCCACGCAGAUGAAGGCUGUCAGCGACAAGCUCCAGGACGCUGAGAGGCUACAGAAGAGUGCCCUGCACGAGACUGCCUACUACCGCGCCAAGGUUGCUGCCCUCGAGGUCGGUAACGGUGCCGAAGUCAAGCGCCUCGAAGCGAUCCGUAUCGCCGACCUCGAGCACCAGCUCGAAAGCAUUGUCCAGAGCUACGAAAAGGACAAGCUGGAGCUGGACCGCGUUCAGGCCGACCUCGUUCGUCAAACUGAGAUUGCCGUUGCUGCGACCGAGCGCGAAGCCGAGACGCUCCAGCGCGCCGAGGAGGCCGAGGAGGCCAACGCCAGGUUGGAGGACGAGGCCGAGGAGCACCGCAACGUGGCCGUGGUCAGCGACAAGACGAUCCGCGACCACGACGAGCGCUUCAUUACCCUCACGUCGACGCACCAGCAGCGCGAGGCCGAGCGCGACCAGUACAAGCGCGACCUCGACGACGCUGUGAACAAGCACAACGAGUACCUCCUUGUCAUUGAGCAGGCCCAGGCGUCCAUCUCGUCUGCUGGCGUCCGCGCCACCGAGCUCGAGACCCUGCACGGCUCCGCCAAGGAGCAGGUUGCCCAGCUCGAAAACGACCUUUUGGAAACUCGUCGCGAGCUCGAGGCCCGCACACGCGAGGCCGAGCAGGCCACCGCACGCCUUGCCGAAGUGGAGACUCUGCACAGCACUGCGCGCGACGAGGCCGACGGUCUGCGCUCCGUCACCACUGGCCGUCUCGGCGAGCUGCUCGAUGCCCACCGCUCGGUCCAGUCUGACAACGAGCGCUCCAUCAAGGGCCACGCCGACCAGCUCCGUGCCCUCGAGGAGGAAAAGUCGUCGCUGCUCCGCCUCCUCCGCGAGGCUGGCCAGCGCGUCGACGCUACCGAGGCUGCGGCAACUUCGCACCGCCAAAAGGCCCGCGACAUCGAGGUGGCCCACCAGCAGCUGCGCGGCGAGCUGCGCACCCACCGCACCAAGCUGCUCGGUGUCCAGAACGAAAUGUCAAAGUACCGCGACCUGUACUCGUCCAAGGACUCUGAGCUGCGCGAGCGCGACCAGGCAGUCACCGAGCUGUCUACCCGUGUAGUGCUCCUGCGCAAGCUGCUGGGCGAGCACGGCAUUGCCGUUUCCGACAACGACCUCGAGUCGGCCGAGCCUACAAGCACGUCCGAGCUCGAGACCCGUCUGCGCGACAAGACGCGUGCGCACGAAAACGCCCAGCGCGACUAUGACGAGCUCAACCAUCGCCACCAGGAGGCCGAGGAAAAGGUCAAGACCCUCACUCGCCAGCUUGACCGUAUCGCCGGUGCUCGCAGCGGCAGCGCGGCGUCGAUGCGCUCGCCCAGCCCCACUGCUAUCGGUGCUGGCGCCGUUGGCGGUGCUGCUGCCGUGGGUGCUGUCGCCGGCGCUGUUCUCGGUGCCAGCGCCGAGGGCGCGCGCAGCGGCGGUUCCGAGUCGGCCCGCGUUCUGGAGCUCGAGGAGAAGCUCGCCGCCGUCGAGGGCGACUACCACACCGCCGUCCGCUACGUCAAGGGUACCGAGAAGAUGCUCAAGCGCAUGAAGGACGAGCUCACCAAGCAAAAGGCGUCCAACAUUUCGCUCUCGACCGAACUCGACAGCCUCCGUGGCCGCUCGUCCGUCGAGCCCGGAGGUACACGCAGCAUCACGGGCCGUUCCACCCCAUCAGAAGGCGACGCCAACCGCCGCCUGCACACCUUGCAGAACCAGUACUCGACGCUGCACGCCGAGCUCCAGGCGUCGCAGGACGUCCUGUCGGCGCGUAACCGUGAAGUCGACGUCCUCCGCAUGCGCUGCGAGGAGGCCGACCGCGAGUGCGACGCGCUGCGCGACGACCUCGCCCAGGCCCAGCACCGCAUCGCGACGCUCCUGGAAAUGAACCAGUCGGGCAUCCACCUCGGCUCGGACGACGACGACGAUGACGUCGACGACGAGCGCAUCGCCCUCCGCCGCGGAUCGAGCGCGUCCUCGGACGGCGGCGCGUCCAUGGCCUUUGACAAGUUUACAAAGGAGCUCAAGCAGUGGGAGCGCGCGCGCUCCCCGGACCUCGGUGCAGACGGCGACAGCUCGGCACUGCUGCUCGACCACGACGACGUCGUGCGUUCAGCCGGCGCCGCCGCUGGCGCCGCUGGCGGCAGCGUGAACGGCAACCACGCCGGUCCCGGCGUCUCCGUCGCGGCCGCCACGACCCCGGGCUCGGCCACCACGUCGCCCCUCCUCGCCAACGGCAAGCCCUUGGCCGCCGCCUUCCCGCCCGUCGGCAGCGUCGGCGGCACCAUUGGCGUCCCCGGCCCCCUCGCAAGCGUCAAGGCCAACGACAGCGUCCACUCGCGCAGCUCGUCCGCGUACUCUGGCGACUGGAGCUAG